UUACAUACUUAAUUCAGGGUUAGCUACGUUUUUUUUUUUUAUAAUAGGCUAUUUAUCUCACAAGACAGGUAAUAACGUCUAUAACAAUUAAUGACCUUAACGCUUACUGAUAAGAUUGUAGUUUGCUCACAAAAUUCUUUCUUAUUUCUCAUUCAUUUAUUUUCUGAGUUUGUUAGAAACCGCUUGAAAAAAUUAAAAUCUUCAAGGAAAAAAGUUAUUUAACGAAAAACGUUGUUCUUUAAUGUGAAUUAAAAAAAAAUCAUUAUGCCUCAAUGCAGUAAGGUGUGGUCCAAAUUCUCAGUGACUAGGAAAGAUGGCAGUGUUCUAAAAUUACGCAUAAUGGAUAUGCCUAGAGAUCCCGAUGUACUAGAAAGAGUACGAAAUAUCAACCUUAAGUACUUUGUACCAGAAGAAAGUAUCCUGAAGGCAGCAAGAGUGGCAGAAAGUGCAGAAGCAAUGGAAGAAAUAACUGAGUUCAUAAUAAGCGUGUUAAAUAUGGAACAUCAUCAUAUUGUUGUAUGCUGCUUAGAAGACGAUGAUGGUCAGAUCAAUGAAAUUAUUGGGUCCUCAAUUAUGGCUUUAACUAGGAAAGAUGAUCCGAAACCAGAGGGAGGAUUCAAGUCGAAAGAAUUAAUGAAAGUCGCGGAGAUAAUGGACGCUAUGAACGAAAUUUAUGAUGAAGUGAAAGUAUUCGAUUUAGACCCCUGCUUCAGUGAUAGGGGGCUUGUUGUAUGCCCUGAGUACAGGGGCCUUGGGAUUUGUCAGGAAUUACUCAGAGUCAGACGUCUAAUUUGCAAGGAACACGGCAUACCUAUCAACGGAGCCUGGAUGACGUCAUACGGUACACAGAAGGCUGCGGAGCGUGAUGGCUGGGAGACUGUCUGCGAGCUCCAGUAUGAGGACUUGGAGAAGAAGUUCAACGUUACAUACGGGAGACAUCCACCUUCCACGAAGUUUAUGAUCGCCAGAAUACUAAUUUGAAAUAAAAUAUAAUUAUAUCUAAUAUGUACUUUAAAUACCUACAUACAUGAUCCUUUUUCUUUACUACA
Messenger RNA from Spodoptera frugiperda (fall armyworm), 1049 nucleotides. RefSeq lists its product as uncharacterized. The record is from RefSeq and is a predicted model, not a curated record. The transcript is spliced from 4 exons. Bases 265 to 981 code for a protein of 238 amino acids. Lineage: Eukaryota; Metazoa; Arthropoda; Insecta; Lepidoptera; Noctuidae.